CGUACCGGGACUACGGGGGGGACGAGGGGAACCCGCUUCGCCGCCCACCUCCCGGCAAUAUUCGCGGGCCGGUGAGUGGUCUCGGGCCGCUCCCGGGCAAGUCCCCCCCGUUCGGCUACCGGGGUGCCGAGCCAGACCCGGCGGCGGGAAGCGCUGGGGGCCGCGGCGGGGCCGGGGUUCCCUGCCGGGGCGGGGAGAGGCGGCACCCCGCUGCGGGCGCCCGAGGGGCACGGGGACGGACUCUCCCGCCUCUUCCCUAGGCUCUCGCCCGGCCCGUUGGGCACGUCGGACAGGUGUGCGCCUCGGGCGGUGGGCAGGCGAGAGGCAAGGGGCGGGGGUACCCUGUACCCCCGGCUCUGCUGUUCCUGAGUUGGGGCCGAGUUUGGUCUCUGCCGUGUGUCCCGCGUGUCCGAGCCCGGUCUUCUAAGGUUUUGCGGGACGGGUGCCCGCUCCUCAUUAUACUUGGGGUUGAUUUCUGACCCCCAUCACUUCUUCUACCACGGUCAGCGCGAAGGGAUGCAGGGCCUCCGCAGGUGUCCGAAGGGGUCUCUGGGCAUCCCCCCGCGCUUCCAGGUGGGGCCCGCGGCUGCAGGGCUGACACAGCUACUCCGUGAGCCGAGACACUCAACGCGGGCCUGGGGCACCCGUUGGCCCCGCGCGGAUGCACUUCGCGAGUGUCUGCUGCCAACCCCGGGGGCCUGGUGCAGCCACGGGACACGCUCCCCGAGCGCCCCGUGCACGGGACGGGCAGUGGGGCUCUCGCCGGGCUCUGCACGAGUGAGAGUGAGGUGGCUUGCUCAGGGAUUGCAUCACCAAUUGCCAUUGUUUAGCCCCUGGCGGGGGACACCUGUGACGGGGGUCCAGACUGGUGCUCACAUGGAUGAGCUCGUUUCCGACCCUGGGAAAAAUCCCUGUGUCUAUGAAUCGCUCGGCAGGGCUCUGGCAGCCGUGUCUGGGGGAGAUCCAGCCAGAGUUGCCCGUACAGGACAUGGGGGUCUGCUGUGGGGUGUGCAGGUCUGGCACCGCCCUGGGGUGCCCAGGUGCUCGGUUCAGCCCUGCCCGCGCUGGACGAAAGCAGAUGCCGAGCGGGGCUGCGGGUCCAGCGCGGGCUGCGGUCCUGCGCGCUCGAGGAGCUGCCCCGUGGACGGGGCCCCGAGUCUGAGGAGACACUGCUUGUGUUAGUCCGUUGCUUCGGCUCUGGGGCUCCCGGUGGCGAAGGGAGGGUGCCCUCGUUCGGCGCCCCGCCGGCAGCGCUGCCGCUGCAGAGUCCGGGGCCGUGCUGCCGCCGGACGGGAGAAGCCUGAAUUGCACCGGCUGAUCCGUCCCGUCCCGUCCCGUCCCGUCCCGUCCCGUCCCGUCCCGUCCCGCCCCGCCCCGUCCCGUCCCGUCCCGCCGGGAUGCUGGAGCCGAGGGGCCGUAGGCGGGCGGCGGCCGCGGAAGCGAGGACAGGGGAGUCCGUCCCUUUCCAGCAGGGCGCAGGGACCCUCGCUUGGCCUCUCCGGCGGUGCCGGCCUGGGAAAUCCAUGACCUGGCAGCAGCGGCUGGCGUGGGGCCACGGGCCACCACGGGAGCGAAGGGCAGCGUGGGCUGUGUUUGCCCAGGCUGUGGCGGCUGGUGCGGCCGGGGGGGGCGGUGCGAGCCCUGCCGGCACCGGGGGCGCAUCCCGCCUGGUGCACGGCCCUGGAGGGGACACAUGGGCCUGGCAGCGCCCACUACAGACCCGUGGAAUAGUGUGGCCUGUGCAGGGUAGCAUCAGAUUCCACAAAUGGGACUUGGGGACCAUCCCCUGAGAUGCUAGAGGGACUGGAAGAAAUUAUGUUUUCUUCUUGUCCCAGCAGUGCCCAGGAAUGUGUUUUCACUUUUUUUUGGUCAGGAGCGCUCUCCUCACCAUGUCUCCAUCCCCUAUUGCUUCCUUUGCCAUGGAAGCAACUGGGACAUGCUAAGGCAAAGCCAAAGUCAUAGAGGAGAUGGAGGAACUCUUGAAUGCAGAAUGUCACUAAGCUCCAAGGGGAUAGUUCCAUCCUGAGAGAUAGGAUAUGUAGCAGAUGGGACAAGGGAACUACAAUCCCUUUUGAAACCACUUCUAAAGCCCUUCAAAGCCAGGGCAUCCUAACUUUGGACACCUGCACCGCAGGUGGGAGCUGGGGAAGGAGGCAAAGAUGUGGCUGCAAACGGGAGUUGCUGCAGCACCUCCUGAGACUGUGCUCGCUGCUGCUCUGGGACCACGCAUAGCAGGGAUGCAGUGCCUUUCUGCGUGUCAGGGCAGUGGAUGCCAAGCUGUGGUGUUGGGGUGAAUGACUACAGUGAGCCCAGCAUGGUACUCCAUACCCUGCUAUGUCCCCACAGGACCUGCCUGAGCAUCCUGCCCCUUGCAGUCCCACUCAUCCAGGCUGCUCGGGGGCUGUGUGUCCCAGCUUGGCGCAGGCAGCAGCCUGGAGAGCCAGCACGGGGCCAAGGGGUGGCUGCACCCAAGGACCCUGUGUUAAUGGAUUUGGAGUUUCCAAGGUCAGGCUCCCACUGUGAGCAAGAAAAACAUUCCCAGGGAAGGGCCAUGGGAAAGGGCCCCCCCGCGCAGCACUCCCAGCCCCAGCUGCUGCCUCACAGCCCAGCCUGGCAUCCCAGGCUGCUCACACGAGGACUGGCUGCAUUGCCCCUGAGGAGAUGUGCUGUACAAAGGCUGGGUUGCCCAAGCUGCCCAAUCUCUUGGAAGGGGUAUUCGGUGUGGUGAGGAUGCCUGACUAUGGCAGGAGAGGAGAGGGGUAGGGGCGGGCCAUGAAUGGGGUGCAGGAGGUGUUGUGAGGUUCUUGGGGGCGAGGGAGGGAGUGGCAUGCUUGGCCAGGACAGGGGAGGCAUGUGCCAACUCCCAGCCAGCCAGCUUUAUAUCCACUCUGUGUGGGCACUGACCCCAGCCUCUGUACUUGCAGCUAGCAUGGACCAGCGACAGGGGCCACCAGAGCGAAGGCCUGCAGGACCUGCCACGCACCUGCAGCCCAAGGAAGGGACACUGUGGGGGUUCUUUGCCAUCCUGUCACUGCUGGCUGGACUGGCCACAGGCACCCUGCGAACACCGCACUGCAACGAGACGCUGGACGCAGCCCCCACGCCACGGGGCACGGGCACUGCCAGCCUGUCUGCGGAGGAUGGUGUGGAGGCACCACUUGCUGCUGCCUGGAGCCAGCUGUAUGGGGACAACGCGACAACGGGUAGCCCAGGCGCCGCAGAGCUGGCGGAGGACCUGCUGCUGCGUGCUGAGCGCUCACCGCCAGGUGCCAGCAAAGCCAAAAAGGCGGGGGGGAAAUCCCCACGGCGCACCCGCGGGCGCAACUGCCACAUCCGCAACCUGAUGGUGAAGGUGCGUGACCUGGGCCUGGGCUUCAACUCGGACGAGAUCGUGCUCUUCAAGUACUGCAGCGGGUCCUGCCACCGGGCACGCAGCAACUACGACUUGACGCUGGGCAGCCUGCUGCGGCAGCAGCUGAUCGCCCCGGGGCCACAGGAGCGCGUCCUCAGCCACCCCUGCUGCCGACCCACCCGCUAUGAGGCUGUCUCCUUCAUGGAUGUGGAGAACACAUGGCAGACAGUGGAGAAGCUCUCAGCGGCUGAGUGCAGCUGUAUUGGCUGAGGAGGGGGCCGCUGGCUUGGCCCCAGCUCGACACAUGCCGACAGACUCCAGCUUGCCACAGGCGGCGGCACUGUUGCUCAGAGCAAGGGUUUGGCAGAGGCUGGUGCCCCUGUUGUUACGUGGCCACAAAGAUCCGAGGUGAGAUGGAGUCAUGACUGGGAUGUGGGUGGCCAAGCCCGCUCCUGCUCAGUGCCAAGCAGCUGGUGCCAGCGGCUACACGGGGUCCUGGCUCAGCCCUGGGAGACGAGCUGAAGAGAGUGUGGACCAUCCCCACCACUCCCAAGGGUCUGCCAGCCCAGUGUCCAUCAGCAGCACUCCUGCACCAGAGCUCCAGGGGCCAAGCAUCACUCAAGCUUCAGAGGGGGCAAAACCUUCCUGUCUCCUCGGGCACCCUAGGGUCGGUGGUGCAGGGGAGGGGUGUCCCUGAGGGCAGGGAUGCAGUGGGGCCAGUUUGCACCAGAGUGGAGUGGGGGAUCUGCACCCAGACCAGCAGCAGACCCUAGUAUUCUGCAGGGUGUUCGUUCAUGGACACCCAUUGGGACCCCCACCCCUGCCUGGUUCCCAGGGUAGUGGCAGGGUCCCCGCACUGCUCCGUGGUGCUGUGGCACUAAACUAUUUAUUACUCUAAAUUAUUUAUUUAUUGUUCUCGAGCGGCAGCUCCUAUUUAUGACUUUGGGCCCCCAGCGGUCGGGUGUAAUUUAACCCCAGCGCUGCACUGAAGCCCUGGGCAGCGCCCCGUGCACCCCGCACCCUUUUUCUAUUAUUUGUAAAAUUUGAGGGAUAAACUCUAUUUUUGUACAGUCGCCUUUUCCUGUAGCAAUAAAGCGAUGGGCUGCGCGUCCAA
Messenger RNA from Haemorhous mexicanus (house finch), 4466 nucleotides. It is a transcript of the gene ARTN, whose product is annotated as artemin. Bases 2777 to 3622 code for a protein of 281 amino acids. NCBI's taxonomy places the organism in Eukaryota, Metazoa, Chordata, Aves, Passeriformes, Fringillidae. Gene Ontology annotation, molecular function: growth factor activity; glial cell-derived neurotrophic factor receptor binding; receptor tyrosine kinase binding. The transcript has 3 exons. The record is from RefSeq and is a predicted model, not a curated record.